AUGGCUACAUUCACGGAGGCCUACUAUCAGUGGGUGCCCUUUGUGUUGGGCCUGCAGUGCAUCCUCUUCUACCUACCCCAAAUACUUUGGAAGACAGUCUAUACAGCUCGCGCUAGUAGCGACAUCAUUUCUCUGCUGGGAUCAGCGCGAGAAGCUGUGGCAGACGAUCGGCAAACGCGUCAACGCAAGGUUGCUCGCGUGGCCGAUUUUCUGGAAGACAUGAUUGAUGGGCACCGUUGUCAGCGAAAGGGCCGAAAAACCCGAGCGGUUAACAGAAUGUAUGACUACUGCGGCCUCUGUGUGGUGAGCAAACGCAUGGGCAUCUGCCUCGUGAUGUCCUAUCUUGCGAUAAAGAUGCUGAUUGUAGUGAAUGCUGCCCUUCAACUCUACCUCAUCCAGUGCUUCGUGGGCUUCUCUGGCAAUGAUGUACCACUUUCGGAUGACCUACUUCAGGACAACCAAUCUACCAGUCAGAAUUAUAAGACAAGUGAUCAUCCCCGGAGUUAUGCUUUCGGUUGGACCCUCUUAAACUACAUCUGGACGGGUCGUGAGUGGCCAGUGACGCUACUGUUCCCACGGGUGGCCUACUGUCGGGUACCCAAUAUACGAGCAGUGGGUGGAGACAACGCCUACACCGCUCAGUGCGCCCUCCCCAUCAACAUGCUCAACGAGAAGCUUUACAUCUUCCUCUGGUUCUGGAUCUUUUUCCUGCUAACCAUCACCUGUGGAAGUCUCCUACUUUGGUUGCUUCGCAUUGCCAGUCCCUUCCAUCGCAGACGGUUUGUCUGGCGCUACCUUCGCUCGCACACGCUCCAGUUUCCGAAGGGGGUUCUUCAAGUCAAUGCACUGAAAGACUUUGUAGAUGUCUAUCUCGGGCGGGAUGGAGUCUUCCUUGUACGUAUGAUCGCCAUCAAUGCAGGCCAGAUCGUGGCUUCUGAGCUGGUCACUACACUGUGGAAGAAUUACUUCGACCUCAUGACAAUGCAGAUGCCACCGUUUCCGAGCUUCGAGGAGACGACUGAAGUAGUCACAAGCUUCCAGGAGGCGAUGACUGACAUCGGAUACGUCUAG
Molecule: messenger RNA, 1071 nt
Organism: Dibothriocephalus latus
Lineage: Eukaryota; Metazoa; Platyhelminthes; Cestoda; Diphyllobothriidea; Diphyllobothriidae
Source: the annotation of a GenBank genome assembly